GAAUAUAAUAUAUGCACUAGCUAGCCCAUAGGCUGUUUUUUAUCUAGUUGCAAACACUAGGAAUUAACCCAUGACUAUAAUGGAACCAUCUAAUGAGACAGUUUUUGUCAACCUUUUUCACAGAACUGCAAAAGGCUUAAUAAAUUUUAUGACUGAAAAAAAAAAUGUGUUUGAAGUUUUGAAAGAAGAAGCAAGAAGAACACAGAAAGACAUCACAGAGAAAACAGAGGAAGUAGCAAAGUUAAAUGAUGAUCAUGAACAAGAGCUAAAAGCAAUGAGAGAAGAAUAUCAGAGACUUGAAAAAGAAAAAAGAAAACUUGAAAAGAGCCUGGUAAUACAUCGAUAUAGUAAUGAUGAUAUUGUCGGACUAAAAGAAAAAAGGGAUAAAUUGGUACAGACAUUUGAUUCUGCAAAUUGUGAAAGACAAAAUGAACCAUUGCGGAAAGUAUAUGAUGAAAUGAUAGAUGAAAUUAUGUUGGAGUUUGAAGCCCAUUUAGUAUCUUUGCUAAAGGUUAAUGAAACUUCCAAAAUUCCAGAUACUCCUAAAGACUUGGAUACAAAAGAAAAGUAUAAAAUUUAUGGUCUUCUAAUUAGUGCGUGUAAAGUUAAGACAAUGGAUCAUCUUGAAGCACAGUAUGAAGCUGAUAAUAACCAACCCCAGGAUGAGCAAAAUGGUGCUGAAGUUAAAGAAUCUGCUCAUAAUUGCAGUAAAAUAGAGAAAACUCCAAGUAAAGGCAUAAUUUAUGGUUAUGCUCAAGAUCAAGAGGAUUAUAAGGCAGCAUCAAUGCACCUUACCUUUCAAAUGUUGAAACUUUUACCACCUCUAGUAGUUUGUCAACCGCCACGUUACAAUGAAGACCUUCAUGAUGCUAACAGGGUUACAUGGGAGACAGAACAAGAAGAAGCUGAAUUACAUUAUUAUCGUCCUGUCGUAGUUUAUAGUAAUCACUUUCAUGUUGCUGUUAAAGGACUAGUUGGUAACAUGGAGCUUCAUAAUGGAACAAUUGAUUGCCCUUAUUGAGAAUGAAAAUUAGCAGUGGAAAAGACACAGAGCUUAAAUUAGAUACUGCACGCAAAAUUACAAAUGAACAUACAAUUGAUUUUUUUAAAUGAGCUGAAAAUUCAUCAAUAAAAUUAAGGAGACUUGAAGGCAUUAGAUUUAGCUAAUAUUAUCUGUUUUGAUGUAUUCUGCACCAAUUAGUAUGAUUGGUUAAAAUUUUAUUAAAAGAGUUUAGGGUUUAGAGGGCUGGUGGCCAAGU
Messenger RNA from Amphimedon queenslandica, 1259 nucleotides. RefSeq lists its product as uncharacterized. Bases 71 to 1021 code for a protein of 316 amino acids. The record is from RefSeq and is a predicted model, not a curated record. The transcript has 9 exons. NCBI's taxonomy places the organism in Eukaryota, Metazoa, Porifera, Demospongiae, Haplosclerida, Niphatidae.